AUCAUUUAUUCUGCAUAUCUAUUUAUUCCACUAUCCUAUUAUUCUCUUCAUUCAUAUAUUUUCCGUUAUCACACGUUAAUACAGAGAGAAAUUAUAACCAAUAAUUUUUUUUUCUUCUCUCCCUUAUUUUCCGGACCACAGGUUGAAUCUGAUUCACCCACUAGUGUCCAGGGACAACCCCCUUACACUGGAGGCGGCUAUGACGAAAAAGGACAAAGCUUUGCAAGACCUGGCCCAAGUUACAGUGCUGGAUAUCCCGGACCUCGUGGUAGCAAUGGACCUCCAGGACCACCUGGACCCCAAGGAUACUUAGGACCACGUGGAGCCCCAGGAGAGGCCGGACCACCCGGAUCACCUGGACCUCGUGGACCCCCUGGACCUAGUGGACUUGCCGGAAACAACGGUGAAGAUGGACGUGAUGGGGAAGCUGGAGCUCGUGGACUUCCAGGACCAGGCGGUAUUCGUGGAAACGAUGGACAACUUGGCCCACCUGGACCCUCAGGACCUAUUGGACCACCCGGUGCCCCUGGAUUCCCAGGAAUUGCUGGAGCUAAGGGAGAUGCUGGUUUAGCUGGUGCUCGUGGAAGUCAAGGUACUGCCGGCCCACGCGGAGAAAACGGAAUUCCAGGCUCAACUGGCCCAGCUGGAGCCCCUGGUCAACCAGGAGAAGCUGGAGAGGCUGGAGCUAAAGGCGACCGUGGAUCAGUCGGACAAAGUGGAGGACCAGGUUUCCCCGGACCUCAAGGACCAAGUGGUGCAAGCGGCAACACUGGAGCUCCCGGAGAGAAAGGUGAUACUGGACUUUCCGGCUCACCUGGUGCUCCUGGUGAAAUGGGACCUCGUGGCGCAGCCGGUCCAUCAGGUGAACCUGGAGUUGCUGGUUUAGCCGGACCCGAAGGAAAGAGAGGACCUGCCGGAUCCGUUGGUGCCCCAGGACCAGCAGGAAGCCCUGGCGAAAGAGGAGACCUUGGACGUACAGGCCCACGUGGAGUAAGAGGUGCACGCGGACGUGCUGGACCACCUGGUCAAGAUGGUAGCAUUGGUGCCCCCGGUGAACCUGGUAACGCUGGCUAUGAUGGAAAAUCUGGUGAACAAGGACCUCCCGGACCACAAGGCUUGCCCGGAAUCCAAGGACUUGCCGGACCUAAAGGAGAUACAGGAUCUCAAGGAGAACGUGGUUCCACAGGAAAUGCUGGCAGCCCUGGAUUCCAAGGUAUGGCUGGCGCCCCUGGAGCUAAAGGAAACGAUGGAACCCCAGGAGAAACUGGACCAUCCGGACCUGCUGGACAACCUGGUACCCCUGGUGAACGAGGUGAACCUGGAUUCGCUGGUGAACCUGGACCAAGUGGACCACGUGGAGCUCCCGGAGAGAGAGGACCUUCUGGACCAGCUGGUGAAGCCGGAGAGGGUGGACCACCAGGAAAUGUAGGAAACCCAGGAGAGACUGGACCUCCAGGACUUAUCGUAAGUAUCUUAGACCUGUUUCGACCUAAAGGAGAUACUGGAUCCCCAGGCCCACGCGGAAAAGAUGGUGAAUCCGGUGUUCCCGGUGAAGUUGGAGCUCCUGGUACCACUGGACCUGCCGGACCUAUCGGUGCACCCGCCCCCAAAGGAGAUCGUGGUCUUAGUGGACCUCGUGGAGAAGCUGGACCCCCAGGAGGAGCUGGAAACCGCGGUCUUCCCGGACCACCAGGUUCCCAAGGCGCCCCCGGACCUGCUGGACCCGCUGGUGUUGCUGGAGGUAAAGGAGAUAUAGGAGCACCUGGAUCCUCUGGACCUGCUGGACAACGUGGACCCGCUGGUGAAGCCGGAGCAACCGGAGCAGCUGGCAAAGAUGGAGGUCCCGGUCGUCGUGGACCAACAGGAGAUCGUGGAGCCGCUGGAUCUCCCGGAAACGCUGGAACCCCAGGACACGCUGGACCACAAGGUAUUGCUGGAGAACCAGGUCUUGCAGGAAAACCCGGACCCGCUGGACCAAUGGGACCACCUGGAGAAAGAGGAGAAUCUGGAAUCCCAGGAAGCCCUGGUGAGGUUGGAGCCCCAGGUACCCCUGGUAAUGAUGGAGCACCCGGAGAUAGAGGUGAAAGCGGAAACACUGGACUUCCUGGACCCUCUGGACCUGCUGGACCACAAGGUGAGAGAGGAUCCCCUGGAUUCCCUGGACAACAAGGUGAACGUGGACCUGGUGGCCUUUCUGGAGCUGCUGGUACUCCUGGAGAACCCGGAAGAAAUGGUGUUGAUGGCUCACCAGGAUUGACUGGACCACCUGGUGCCCCUGGUCUAGCUGGAAACCCCGGAGAAAGCGGACCUGCUGGUGAAGCCGGACAAAGAGGACCACCCGGCCUUCUUGGACGACCUGGAGAGAAAGGACCUGCCGGACCACGUGGAUCACCAGGACCUCAAGGUGCACCUGGUAUUCAGGGAUUGGGUGGACCAACUGGACAACCUGGAGCCGCUGGUGAACGUGGAGAACGCGGAGAACGUGGAUCAAUGGGAAUUCAAGGACCAACUGGACCCCGCGGACCUACUGGACCUGCUGGCCCAGCUGGUGAAGCCGGAGAACGCGGACACCCUGGAGCUAAGGGAGACAAAGGAUGGACUGGAGCCCCAGGUAUGCCUGGAAACCCCGGACCACAAGGUAGCAGUGGAGAGGCUGGUCUUCCAGGACCCGCUGGACCUACUGGAUCAAGAGGCCGAUCUGGAGCCUCUGGAAACCCAGGUCAAGAUGGAGAAGCUGGACCACCAGGACUCCCCGGAAGCGCUGGACAACGUGGAUCAUCUGGUAAAGAUGGCCGACCUGGUAACCCUGGACCUCCUGGACCACCUGGACCACCUGGUUACGCAUCUGCCGGAAGUGCACCUUUCUACCCAUCAAGCCCAGUGAAAGGACCCGACCCAGCUGAUAGAUAUUACGGUGAUGAGCCUCAAGGUGAUGCAAUGACUGUUCUUAACCAAGCUCUUAGCGCUAUUAACCGUGUCAAGAAACCAAGCGGCACCAAGCACAACCCUGGAUCUACCUGCAACGAUAUCUUGAUUAACAGCGAGAAGAAACGUUUGGAUAAUGGUUACGUUACCUAUUUACUAGUGAGUAGAGUGGAGCAACGUGAUAUGAAGUGUCUUGCUCAAGAACAUGACCCACCAUCCGAACUGGGAAUGGAACCCACGAUUUUGAAAUCAGCGUUGUUUUCUACCUCUACCGAUUGGCUCCUCUGCACUCUAAUUUCAAAUUCCGACAGUGUCCACUUUGCCCUUCAUCGCCUGCGAGCGUUGUUCAGACAACAUUUGUGGACAAAGGAUAAUACUCCUGACCAAUACUUCGUUCGUGAAAUUGUUCGUGAAGAUGAGUUGACAUACGGCAAAAUGGUUGCCAACCAGCUUAACUUCUUACAUCUCCACUCUGUUCGUGCUCGUCAGAACAUCACAUACAACUGCUUCAAUUCAAACAGUUAUGGAAUUAAACUCUUAGGUUACAGUGGUGACGAAUUCUAUGCUAAUCAUGAAUUACGUAAACAAACAUACAAUGUAAGAUUAGAUAACUGUCAACAAAAGAACAACCAAUGGGGCAAGACUGUUUUUGAAAUUGAUACCAGACAGACAAAGAUGUUACCAGUAAAAGAUAUUGCCCUUCAAGAUGUUGGAGAGGAGAACCAGAAAUUCGGUUUGGAAAUCGGAGAAGUCUGCUUCAGUUAGAUGAAAACAGUACCAUCUACAUUACCAUCCGCCGUCUCCAAUUGAGAUAUUAAGAAACAAACAAGUAAAAAUCAUGUGAUGGCUGUUAAAAGAGAAAGAAUUUUUAAAAACUCUGUGACAGAAAGGUGUAGACAGUCCAUAGACAAAAACUAAAGAAUAGAUAUCAGUAAUAACAACACACUGAGAUAUAUAUUUUUUUAUUUUGUUGCUUUCUAAAUCAAGUUGCGUUCUUCUGGAGCCACUCUAAGAUCUUUUCGGCACAGUUGCAGACAUUUUGGCUCAGUGUGGAUCCAGAACAAUAGGCAAUAUACAACCAUACUUGCCAGUGUACAGAUACGAAACAUAUAGAAUUGAAUGAAAUAUCAUUUUCAUGAACGCUAAAUGUUGAUAUUUUUAGGUGCAACACUUCUGUAAUAAAAUAUUCUUUUAUUGCAUAAAUAUUUCAGCGCCAUCUGUCUAGACUGUCUGCUUCCUGAUCUAAUUUCAGCUGGAGAGGGAAUCAAAGUUUUAAAAUAAAAUUGUAAAAAAUAUCACAAAAAAAA
Octopus bimaculoides (California two-spot octopus) is the source of this 4232-nucleotide messenger RNA. RefSeq lists its product as uncharacterized. Gene Ontology annotation, molecular function: protein binding; extracellular matrix structural constituent. NCBI's taxonomy places the organism in Eukaryota, Metazoa, Mollusca, Cephalopoda, Octopoda, Octopodidae. Gene Ontology annotation, cellular component: extracellular matrix. The record is from RefSeq and is a predicted model, not a curated record.